AAAGAGGAUGAUUCGCUGCGAACGCUCACAACUACAACUACAUCGAGCUUGCUCCUACUCUCUCUCUCUCUCUCUCUCUCUCGCCUUCUCUCCUUCUCUCGUUGCUUCCUGCUUGCGUGCUCUUGCUUGCCUCGUCUAAGAGAAGGGUGGAUAGAAGAUUGCGGUGGGCACAGGAGGAAGAUGACGGUCGUCGACAAUGGCGUUGCACAGGCCGCUUCGGCUCAGCAGCACCAGCCCCAGUCGAAUGGCCACACCAACGGCACAGCGGGCCAAAGCCACGACAGCGGUGUCGGCACGCCUGUCACGAGCAAGGCUGAUUCGGACGAGGAGCGAGAAAAUGAGGAUCCCCGAUUCAAGCGCUUGAGUGCGCUGCUGCGCAAGUCCAAGGUGUAUAGCGAGAUUCUGAGCCAGAAGAUGCAGAAAGAGAACGCGGCCAGAGCAAUGAGGGAGCGAAAGCGAGCCGAGGCAGAGGCUAAAAAGAAGAGCGAGGAGCAGGAAGCGAAGGGAGCUGAUGGUCACGACAACGAUCGUGGAGGCUCAAGCGCAGGGCGGGCAAAGGGCAGGACGACGAGACAGGGAGGAGAGGGCACGGCGGUGGCAGGCGAAACAGACUUUCGAAGAAGAGACACCCGGACGAACCAAAAGAGAAAGGGCGAAGAGAAUCGGUACGAGCUGACGGACGUGCUGGGGCAAGACGCUGUCGAUGAGGCGAACAAGAAGAGAAAAGCUGAAGAUGGAAGCGCAAAGAAGGUCGAGCAAACCGAUGGUACUAAGGCGACAGAGGACUUGACGAAGCCAUCAGCCUCCUUCAAGCAGCCAGCACUCGUGACCGGUGCCACGCUGAGGGACUAUCAGCUGAGGGGUGUGGAGUGGCUCGUCGGCCUGUUUGAGAACGGCAUCAAUGGUAUCUUGGCUGAUGAGAUGGGAUUGGGAAAAACCCUCCAGACCAUAGCAUUCAUCUGCCACCUCAAAAGUCGCAAGCAAUAUGGACCAUAUCUCGUCAUUUGCCCCGCCUCAACGCUUCACAAUUGGGAGUCAGAGAUUCGCAAAUUUGCUCCGCAGCUGGUCCCCAUCGUGCACCACGGCGGGGACAAGAACUCGCGAAAGCAUACCUUGAACAAAUACAACUACAGGCCAAAGGACGAGGCGGGCAUCAUCAAGUUCCCCAUUUUCCUGACCACUUACGAGCUGGCCAUCAAUGAUGCUAGGGCUCUCGGAGCAGUCAGGUGGAAAUUCAUCGUCGUGGACGAAGGGCACCGCCUCAAAAACAAAGAUGCCAAGCUUACAACCACGCUGAAUCAGCAAUACAUGAGCGACAAUCGGCUGAUCUUGACUGGCACCCCUGUCCACAACAAUCUCGCCGAGCUAUGGUCACUUCUCAACUUUGCUCUCCCCGAUAUCUUCUCCAAUCUCGAGGAGUUCGAGAGCUGGUUCGACUUUUCCGAGAUCCAGGACGAAGGCGGGUCCGCAAAGAUUCUCUCACGCGAGCAGUCAGAGAGCAUCGUCACAAAGCUUCGCGGCAUCCUCGAACCUUUCAUCCUGCAGCGGCACAAGAAGGACGUCGAGCGAGAUCUGCCGCCCAAAAAGGAGUAUACCCUGUAUGCGCCCUUGACCGUGGAGCAGAAGGACUUCUACGACGAGGUACUCAAUAAUUCUAUUCGAGCUCGACUUCUCGAGACAAUGACGGGCAUGCCAUGGAGCACCAUCAACCAAAUGGGCACCCUGAAGAGCAGUGAGGGAUGGGACGCGCCCUUGAACGGCAUCGAACAGCAACAAGGCCAGCAGAGCAACGGGAAGGCCAAAGGCAAGAGCAAUGUCAGGUCGGGUAUUGCGGGCGCAAAGGCGAAGAACGACUAUAAGAAGAAUGGCAGCUCCGCAUCCAACGGUAGCGGUCACGAACCGAAGACGAAGAAGCCCCGUCGCUCAGCUCUGAACAACAAUGGCAAUGCCGGGGGCUAUAAUGUUGACGACGAGACCGAGAAACAAUUUAUGGACCGCAUGGAGCAUGGCCGGGCAAAGGAGCACGAGGAUGACGUGGCCGUUCUCAGUGUUGAGGAUGUCCAACGAAUGAGCAGAGAAAGCAGUGUACGGGACGGCGAAAAGAUUAUCAACAACAUGAAGCUCAACAACCCCAUCAUGCAGCUUCGCAAAGUUUGCGGUCACCCGUUUCUGCUCCACUGGCCCCGCGAUCCUACGACUGGCGAGCUCGUCCUCGAUGAUCGGCUCAUCAAUGCCAGUGGCAAGAUGCUAAUGCUCAAUCGGCUCCUCGACGCCCUUUUCGUCCGCGGUCACAAGGUUCUCCUCUUUAGCCAAUUUACUACCAUGCUCGACAUCAUCGAAGACUGGGCAAAUGACUUCAAGAAGAUCAACACGCUCAGGCUCGAUGGUAAUACCGCCAUUUCCGACCGCAAGACCUUAAUGGACGAAUUCAACAAUGGAAAGGGUCCGAACGCUUGCAACCUCUUUCUGCUCAGUACUAGGGCGGGUGGCUUGGGUGUCAACUUGGUUGGGGCUGACACGGUCAUCUUUUACGACACCGAUUGGAACCCGCAAAUGGAUCGACAAGCCCAGGAUCGUGCUCAUCGAAUUGGACAGAAGAAGCCUGUCCUCGUCUUCCGCCUCGUGACGCGCGACACCGCGGAGGAAAAGAUCCUCAAGCGGGCCUCUGCGAAGCAGGAGCUGUCCGCCCUUGUUCUUUCCGGCGAUCAAUUCAGCAAGGAGACCACCGAAGCUGCAAAUGCCUUCACGAGCACCCGAGGAGGUGUUACGGGCGCUCUGCGAAGCGACAAGAGCAAAGCUGAGGAAUGGGCUGAUAUGCUCGAAGCUCUGAAAGCCGAACGAAUCGAAUUUGAAUUGGCCGACAAGGACAGUCAGAUCAUCUCGGACGAGCAGCUGGAGACGCUUCUCGAUCGCAGGCCUGAAGCCUUUGAGAAAAGGAACAAAGGGUGGCUGACGAAGGAUGUCAAGACUGAGGGCGUCAAACCGGCAUUCGAAGUCACCGAUUUGACAGAACAGAUGGAGGCUAGCGCCGAUGACUCCGGCUUCCAAAGACUCGUCGACGACGAGUGAUGAUGGGUGCAUUUCCUGUCACCUCAUGCUCCUCGUUUUACACCGCCUUGGAGCGAUAGUCACAACUUUUCAUAGAGACGCUUUUCAUUUCUGUACCGGGUAUUCAAUGUAGACACGAUCUUACAGAUCAUUCUCAUUUCAUCUGAAUCAUCGAUCAGUCAUCCCAUUCG
Molecule: messenger RNA, 3239 nt
Organism: Acaromyces ingoldii
Lineage: Eukaryota; Fungi; Basidiomycota; Exobasidiomycetes; Exobasidiales; Cryptobasidiaceae
Exons: 8
Coding region: 181-3069 (962 amino acids)
Cellular component (GO): nucleus
Molecular function (GO): ATP binding; DNA binding; ATP-dependent chromatin remodeler activity
Source: RefSeq, a predicted model, not a curated record